Messenger RNA from Motacilla alba alba, 6204 nucleotides. RefSeq names its product eukaryotic elongation factor, selenocysteine-tRNA specific (gene EEFSEC). Gene Ontology annotation, biological process: selenocysteine incorporation. The transcript is spliced from 7 exons. NCBI's taxonomy places the organism in Eukaryota, Metazoa, Chordata, Aves, Passeriformes, Motacillidae. Gene Ontology annotation, molecular function: GTP binding; GTPase activity; translation elongation factor activity. Bases 3959 to 5392 code for a protein of 477 amino acids. The record is from RefSeq and is a predicted model, not a curated record.
CCUGCAAUUUCUGGAGUGCUUUGUGGUGUUGGCAGUUUAGAUAGCAUAUCCACAUGAUAUAGUUUGUUUUGUCCUGAAGUGCUGGGAUGUGAAAUUUACAUGGCUGUUGACCCCUUGGGACUGCUCUGAAAUGAGGUGUGUAUCUUGUGCAAUCCUAGUCAGCAAAAAUUAAAAUAAAAAUAAAUCCACUGUCAGAAGCCCUUGUGCUGGCCUGGCAGGAGGUAUGAAAUAGUACCCGGUGCUUGAUAAUGGCCUGUUGGAGAAGGGUCUCUAGCACAAUGUGAUGUGACUUAGUGGAAUAACAAAUUAUGCAAAAUGUUUGCUGUUGUCAUGAUUAGGUAGUGAAUUGUUGGGCAGGGCCUGAUGUCUGCCAUGGGCUGAAGGCCAGACAACUAAAUACAGAAUAAAUCUUUAAUGAAAUUUGAGUGGUGAAUUCAAUUUAUCUUUUAAGACAAACAGAAGUUACAGCCUUUGUGUCCAAACAUGGAAAACUUUGUUAAAGUGAACUGAGAAUAAACUAAUAGAUCACUGCUUUGACUGUGGUUUUCAAGUGAUAAGUUUGUGGUGAUUUUUGCAUAUAAAAACUUCCCUUGGUAGUUCAGUAUAAAGUCUUAAAACCUUAGCCAGAGCAAUUUUAUGGCAGCAUUAACUCUUCAGCUACCCUUCUGCUGAAAUUUGCAAGUUAGCAAAGCACCUACUAUUUAGCAUGGUACCAAGUCAGGGUAACUGACUGCUGCCUAGAAUGUGUCCAAAAAAUUUGUUUUCCAAAGUAUUGUUUGUUUACUUUGGCUCUGAUUAUCUGUGUACACUGCAGAGAAUGAAAGUAUUUUGUUUCUCAGAACUGGCUUCUGCAAUGUGUUAGGGACUGAUUUGUUUGAGAUUUCUUUCUGCAUGCUGCACUGCUAUGGCUGUGUAGUAAUGUGGGUGCUUGAAAUGAAGCUUGACGUAAAAACUGAGAUUGUUUGAAGAGUGUCUUUCUUGAGAACAAUCUACUUUUUUGACAUGAAUCUUAUUUUUCAUCCUUGAUCCAACUACUGUUCUGAUAAAGAUUAUAAUUCUUGUUGAUGUUUGGAGAUGGUGAAGGUUUAGGGACUGAUAGUGCUACAGAAGUCUCACAGAAUCUUUUAUCAUGACAUUGAAUUAAUUUCCCAGUUUGCAUGUGUGUGGAGUUGUAUGUUGAAAUAUAAGAAGAAAUAACCUAAUUGCUUUCUCUUUGUAUUUCGAUUUGGUUAUCUUCUGCAGCUGGAGUACCAACUUGACAGUCUUCUGCAUUACUGUCACAAAAAUCCAGAAACUUGCAUCCAAAUUGGGGUUCACCGUGCUCCAUUGUACAGAGGACUCUAAGGCAAAAUGUAACGUAGUCCUGGUAACUUGAGGUAGUUGUCUUCCAACUUCCCACUAGGUGUUAGUAGCUCUUCUACCCAUUCUACAUUGACCUGCUUAAGAGAAGCAAAGCUGGAGUUGGAAGAAAAGAAAAAGCACUUGGAGGACGCACAGUAGUUGAGUGUAUGAAAGGGAUAUAUGUAAGAGAUUUUAACUGAUAUAGGCAUGUUUAUUGCUGCUAGUUUUGGGUGUUCUUUCUUCUUUGUUCCUUGUUAUCCCCCUCCAUUUGGUUCUCAGUUGUGGUGAGAUUUGCCCUUGCUUGAUUGCGAAUUUUCUCUCUCCAUCGCAUUCUGUUGAUGCAGGCAAUGACUUGGCUUUGCAGCCUUGCUGUCACUUUGCAGCUGUGCACCACGUUUGGUUGUUUUGGGCAGGCUUUCCUGACUCCUGCUCAAAGCUGGGGCUCGCUUUGAGAGGAGCUUCUUGACCCUUUGUACUUUGUGUAGUACCCGCCUCGCAGGCGGACUCUGGAGCCGUUGUGUGGAAUGCGUGUCUAAUGCGUUCCACUCGGACCUCAGUUCCAUUCCAUAAUGUUAGCUUUAAUUGGCUGGUUUUAAACUUUCAUGUACAAUUUGGUUGUACACGGUAAAUUACCACCCUCCUCGCCUUUUCCUAGGAGCACGAAAGUAGAAUCCAGACUCUGCUUUCCCGUGCUGCCUUUUGGUAUUGCCCUUGAGCUCUUUUAGGGACAGCACUGGUGGGUAGUGUUUCUGUCAGAGGACAGACUUCUUUUCUAGUGGGCUUUUUUUUAUGUCUAAUCUUCCAAAGACUGUACCCUUUAAGACUGUACAUUGUGUUGUAUUUUUGAACCGAGUUCUGCAUUUGAAAGUUUAAAAAGAAUUACUACUUCUUGCCCAAAGAAGUAUCUCUGGUUUAAUAACUGUUGCCUAACUCUUAGUGUGGCUAGAUAGCCAGUGUGCCCUCCAAGUGAUUUUUAUUUCCUUUUAAAUAUUCCUGUAUUUUAAUUUUCGUUACUUUGUUUGAGUGCACAAGGACAUCAGGGCAACAUCAAUGAUAUAACCAAGGCUGGUCUUUACUAUGUAAGAAUGCCUUUGUAGGUGCUUCUGAAGUGUCAGAAUGUGUGGCGUGGACAGAAUGAGAGUCUGUUACUAGACAGGUUUCAUCUAGGCUUAAAUACUUGAUUGGAGCAUCACCAGAGCUACUUUUGAGAAAGAUGAGUAGUUGAGUUACGUGAGGAAAAAAAUGGGCAGUGCUGCAUACAAAACAAAUUUUGCAGUUCAAACUCAAAACAGUGAUGAGUCUCUUGUUUGUACUUGGUAUGAAUGAGGUAAAACAAAGCCUGUCUUUAUUCUCCACAUCAGGCUUGUGAGCUCAUGUUUCGGCUUUUCCUUUCCCCUCCCUUUCUGACAUGGGCUCUUGUCUUUCUUUUCCUUGCUGAACAGACAGUAACUCUCCACAAUAUUUUUAAUCUCAACAAGAUGUCCAGUGGCUGAUGAUGCAAAAGUGUUGCAUCAACAAAGAGGGGAUGAUAGCUGGAGCAUUCCAGGUCUGACAUUUUUGGCUGAGGAGCUGUGUAUUGUGGCCACUGAUUCCUCCCGGCACAGCAUGCUUGCUUGGGGCAGGAGACUACUUUUCAUUGACUCCUGUUGUGUGACUCCCUGCUCCUUAUUUUAGGUUUCCCCAAGAAGUUAUGACUGGGAGUUUCAUGGUUUUAGAUGAAAGAGCCUGUUGUCUUACUGAAUUAUCUCCUUUCUGUCUAUAUUUAAACCAAGUUGGCAGGUAAAAAAAAAAAAAAAAGAUACUGUAAAACAAAAGCUCUCUUAUGGUAAUACCUGAGGCUAGAUUAGAAUAAAAGUGAAAGAAUUAUUUAAUAUUUUUUGUUUACAUAUGUUUGUUGAGGAUACUUGCUUACCUGUAGUCCAUUGGCACCCAGCAGUGGAGCCGACCUCAUUGCAUUGAGCUUAAAUGGGUUCCUGGGCCCUGGUGGGAGCUAACUCACAAAAAUUUUUCCACUGAAGUAGAUCAUGAGAACUAUUAGAUUAUUUGGAAUAGAAAAAUUAUUAUUAUGGAAUUUAAAAAUAAUACACAUUUGUAAUUAUGGCUGUUGAGUAGCCAUGUACUGUGCAAGUGCUUUUAUUCCUAAAUUUUUGGGAGAAAAAUUACUUUAAAGUGUAAAAGAAAUACUUUCAAUUUUUUUAAUGCUCUAGUGCAAUAUUUUAAGGUAGUAGCAUUUUUUACUGACUGAAGUGAACCCAGCUCAUGAAACUUUUCAUUCACUAAAAGUAUGGCUGAUGCUUUUUAAAACUGAGGACUUAAGAAUUUCCUCAUGACAGCUAAACUUCUUGAAACCACAUAAAAAUCUGCUUAUACCAUAAUUCAGCCUUGCAGCACUGCUUUUAUUGUGUGAAGAACCUAUCAGAAAUUGAUUUAUAAGCUUGUUGUUCCCUAGCUGUGCCUGUUUGUUAUGUAUCACUGUUCUUGUUCAUAGUCUGUGUUCCCUCACAGCAUCAAACCUUCAGCCAUCUCUGCAGCUGUAUCUUACACUCUUUCCAUCAGGUAAUACUUCCAGCCAUGAAGUUGUCCCCAGUUUAAUAAAGGUGCCCAGAUUAUCGAUUUAAUGAUGCUUGUGAUCGAUGUGACAAAGGGGAUGCAGACACAGUCAGCAGAGUGCUUGGUAAUUGGGCAAAUUGCCUGCCAGAAGAUGGUGGUAGUCCUGAACAAAAUAGAUCUCCUUCCAGAGGGGAAGAGACAGAGUGCCAUUGAGAAGAUGACUAAGAAAAUGCAGAAGACCUUGGAAAAUACCAAAUUCUCUGGGUGUCCUAUUGUUGCUGUUGCAGCAAAGCCUGGUGGACCAGAAGCCCCAGAGUCUGAGAAUCCACAGGGUAUUUCUGAACUAAUUGAGGUCUUGAAGUCUCAGGCUUACCUGCCAUCAAGAGACCCCUCAGGACACUUCCUUAUGGCAGUCGACCACUGUUUCUCUAUCAAGGGUCAAGGCACAGUGAUGACAGGGACUAUUCUUUCUGGCUCUGUUAGCCUUGGUGACAAUGUGGAGAUUCCUGCCCUGAAGGUGACAAAGAAGGUCAAGUCCAUGCAGAUGUUCCACACUCCUGUGACUUAUGCAAUGCAGGGUGACAGAGUAGGUGUCUGUGUGACCCAGUUUGAUCCCAAGCUGCUGGAACGAGGCCUGAUUUGCACUCCAGAUUCACUUCACACCAUCCAUGCUGCCAUCAUUUCCUUGAAGAAAAUUCAGUAUUUUCGAGGAGCUCUUCAGACUAAGGCCAAGUUCCACAUCACAGUCGGUCAUGAGACAGUUAUGGGAAGAGUGAUGUUUUUCAGUCCAGCCCCUGCUAACUUCAGUGAAGAAAUUCAAGAAAACGUUUUUGAUUUUGAAAAAGAUUAUCUUUAUCAAGAGCAAUAUUUGUCCAAGGACUCAGUUUCUUCAGAGGAGAACAAAGAAAAUGAUCAGGCAGGAGAAGUCCAGCUCCCAAAACAGCAGUGGGCUUUGCUGGAGUUUGAAAAACCAGUCACUUGUCCUAAACUGUGCCUUGUGAUUGGCUCUAAGCUGGAUACAGAUAUUCAUGCCAAUACCUGCAGGCUGGCAUUCCAUGGGGUACUGCUCCAAGGCAUGGAAGACAAGAACUACACAGAGACUUUCCUUCCAAAGCUGAAAGUGUACAAACAGAAGCACAAAGAAGGACAAGUGGAAAGGGUGAUGGAUGAUUACAGCGUGAUUGGUCGUUCAUUGUUUAAAAAGGAAACAAACAUCCAGAUUUUUGUGGGUCUGAAAGUGAAACUAUCUACAGGAGAAGAUGGAAUAAUAGAUGGUGGUUUUGGACAAAGUGGUAAAUUCAAAAUCCGAAUUCCAGAUGGGCUGAAGCCAGAUACCAAGAUGCUGCUAACUGCUGCCUCCAAGAAGAAAUCGAAGGGAGGGAAGGGGGAUAUGACCAAAGAGGAUGAAAGCAGCAAGAAUGAUUCAGCCCAACCUGUUACUAUCUCUCUUACCUUUAAAAGAUAUAUUUUUGACACACAGAAGAAAAUGAUUCAAUCCUGAGAAACAAGAGAGGCCUUUGAUUACACCUUAAAGUCCAGACCUUGAAAUGCAUUGAGGUGGAAUGUGUUUCUUGUCCAAACACAUUAGACCUGUUCCUUCCUCACAAACAGAGCCUGGAAACUUGUGCUGACUGUGACCCCUUCCAAAAUCUCUGCAAUCUCAUAUUGUUCUGUUCAAAUUUGCUGAUUUUGUCAUCUCUGUGAUGUGCAUCUUUGUGGCAUCUCAGAGAAUCUCACCUGCCAGAUGAGCAGCCCUGGGUGUACAUUCUAAUUGCACUGAUUUCCUGGAUAAUUGUGUUGAAGCUUCUCUUGAUUUAGAAGUUUGCCACCAAGUCAGGAUGUGAAUUUCAUGUGACCCACAAAGUGAAGCUGAUUAUUCUAGGUGUACUUCCCUGGGCAAAGUGGGAGACAGAAGGCAUGCUGUUUAAUAGGUGAAAGCUAAAAUAGAUGUUUCACAUUCCUUCAGUUGCAAAUAUGUAAGAUGCUAUCUGAGAGAUGGUAUGGAUGUUUUUUAUAAAUAUGGUUAAUAUCUAGAAAUGUUUUUCAUAUUAAACAUAAUGAUCUGUGUAGCUGAGAGUCUUAAUUGUUCUGUUUGCUGUUCCAAAGGUUCAGAAUUUACCUUCAGUGACAUUUUUUGUAACUUUUUUGAUUUUCCUGCCUGUUCUGCAAUGAAUCCUAUUCCAAAACUGUUUCCUUUUUCCUUUUUUUUAUUUUUUUUGUAACCAAAAUGCCUUUUGUAUGUGAAAGAAAAAGUUGCCUCUGGAAAUAGUCAAGGGCUUUGUUUCAUUAAAAUAAUGAUAGAAGAUUGCUGCA